Messenger RNA from Macrosteles quadrilineatus (aster leafhopper), 2317 nucleotides. RefSeq names its product splicing factor Cactin-like. Gene Ontology annotation, cellular component: cytoplasm; spliceosomal complex. The coding region runs from base 172 to 2265 and encodes 697 amino acids. Gene Ontology annotation, biological process: mRNA cis splicing, via spliceosome. Gene Ontology annotation, molecular function: protein binding. The transcript is spliced from 12 exons. NCBI's taxonomy places the organism in Eukaryota, Metazoa, Arthropoda, Insecta, Hemiptera, Cicadellidae. The record is from RefSeq and is a predicted model, not a curated record.
AACGUUUUGGUUAUGAUGAAAACAUCCAGUUGUUGUUGUUAAGGUUAAUUAAUUCCACUGUGAAUACUUUUUAUUUUUGUUUGUGAUGUAAUUAUUGGUUUUAUUUACAUAUAAUGUUGGAUUGAAUGUAUUCCUUGAACAAAUAUUUACUGUAGAAUAUUAGUAAGCUUCAUGGAUUACGAUAGGAAAUCAUCUAAAAGUAAACACCAGAGCCAAAGAAGCAAACAUUCUUCAAAAUCCAGACAUCAGAGAUCUGAUGACUCGAACAGUGAUGAUGAACGACAUAAAAAAAAGAAAAGUUCCAAACAAGAUGACAAGAACAGACAUCGCUCGUCAAGUUCUUCCAAGAAACAUAGCAAGUCAAAGAAAAGAAGAAGCUCAUCAUCAAGUUCGUCCUCAUCGUCAAGUUCAUCCUCGUCUGAAUCAAGCGGCUCAACUGAAGUAAAAAUGCUACAGAGGCUAAAAGAAGAGAGGGAGAGACACAUUUUAGAGAGGAAAAAGCAAAAAGAGCUCAUGAAAGCUAACGAAACCCCAGAAGAAAAACGUAUGCGCCGUCUGCGCAAGAAAGAGCUCAAAGAACAUAAUAAGAAAAAACGUAUGGGGUGGGAUAAUGAUUACAUAAAAUAUACCAACUCUGACAACCCUUUUGGAGAUGCAAAAUUGACAGAUACUUUUGUAUGGGGAAAGAAACUUGAAAAAGAAGGGCUUAGAGGAGUGACUCAAGAACAACUUGAAGUUCUGAACCGACAGAAGCAAGAAGAGAACCGUAGGGAGUUGGAAAAGGUGAAGAAACGCAGGAUGGAGCGAGAGCUAGAACGUCAGCAAAGGGAGGAAGAAAUGUCCUUGAUGCAACGUAGCAAAGAAGCAGCACAGUUCCAGGAGUGGCAACAACAUGAAGAUCAGUUCCAUCUAGAACAAGCUCGACUACGUUCCAGAAUACGGAUACAGGACGGCAGAGCCAAACCGAUUGAUCUACUAGCUAAAUACAUCAGUGCUGAAGAAGAGGUGGAUGCGGUUGAAAUGCAUGAACCUUACACAUAUCUCAACGGACUGAUGAUAAAGGAUCUAGAGGACCUUAUUGAGGACAUCAAGGUUUACAAAGAACUAGAAAAAGGCAAAAAUCUUGACUACUGGAAUGAUAUUACUGUGAUUGUUGAAGAUGAGUUGCACAAGCUGCGGAAGCUAGAAAAACAGUCCGAGUAUGAAGUGGCUGUAGGGCGGAGGGAAGGUAUUCACCAGGCGGUGGCACAAGACGUAGCCUCAGUGUUUAAGGGAAAGACGGCUUCACAGCUGGAAAAACUGCAGAUUCAGAUCGAGAGCAAAAUCUCUGCCAAAACUCAAGGCGUCGACAUAAGUUACUGGGAGUCACUGUUGUCCCAACUCAAAGCCCACAUGGCUAGAGCUAGACUGAGAGACAGACAUCAAGACAACCUCCGCCGCAAGUUGGAGGUGCUGAAGGCUCAGCAGGGGAUGGAGGGCGAAGGGGAAGUGGAGGAAGAGAAGGGGGAAAGGGAGGAGGGAGCAGAGGAACCAGUCCCAUCUACAUCUCAGGAGGGGAAAGCAGAAAGCGAGGGUGAAGAAGAGAUUGACGAGGAGCAGGUAGCCAACACCAUGUUGACUGAGAGUUUUGCAGACUAUGACUCGGGCCAGUACAGUCCACAGUAUGUCAGUGCUACUCAGCUGGAGCCCGGCACUAUAGUGACCAGUGAGGAAGAUGAUGCUAGGAGGAUAGCAUUUGCCAGGUUGCAAGUGCAGGGUACUGGCCGGCCUGCACAGACAAGGACGUCGCUGGAAGAGGAAGUUCUGCGUAGAGAGGCUCGGAAGGGGAUGACCAAUGAUGAGGCAGAGUUCUCCGUUGAGUCCGCUCUGGACAGUCAGGUGUAUCUGUGGUCUGACAAGUAUAGGCCUCGCAAGCCCAGAUACUUCAACAGGGUUCACACAGGAUUUGAGUGGAACAAAUACAACCAAACUCACUAUGACAUGGACAACCCUCCGCCCAAGAUUGUGCAAGGGUACAAGUUCAACAUCUUUUACCCUGACCUCAUCGACAAGAAUGCCACGCCCGAGUACUUCUUGACCCCAUGUCCAGAGAACCACGACUUUGCCAUUUUACGAUUCCACGCUGGGCCACCUUACGAAGACAUUGCAUUCAAGAUUGUGAACAGAGAGUGGGAAUACUCUUACAAAAGAGGAUUCAGAUGUCAAUUUCACAACAACAUUUUUCAAUUGUGGUUCCACUUCAAGCGUUAUAGAUAUCGUAGAUAAAUUUGUAUGUGUAAGAUACUAACUUUAUGUAAAUAUAUUUUUAUAUUUAUUA